Messenger RNA from Bombus huntii, 4100 nucleotides. RefSeq names its product filaggrin-like. The coding region runs from base 2175 to 3446 and encodes 423 amino acids. NCBI's taxonomy places the organism in Eukaryota, Metazoa, Arthropoda, Insecta, Hymenoptera, Apidae. The transcript has 2 exons. The record is from RefSeq and is a predicted model, not a curated record.
AAAAUUUUGAAUUUUGAAUUUAAAAUUUUGAAUUUAAAAUUUUGAAUUUAAAAUUUUGAAUUUUGAAUUUAAAUUAUAUACAUGUUAGCCUAAUUUUAACAUUCUAGUUGUUCUUCCAAUAUUUGAGAUUUCAAUUUAAAUUAUAUACAUGUUGGAUAGAUAACAGUAUUCUCGUUGUUCUGGAUCGUUUUCUUGGAUACUGUUCGGGACACGCCAGCUCACGGAAACACUUUCGGUUCUACUGUAAUCGCGACGAAAUCAGCCGAGCUCUUUUAUAUGUCAUGCGGUCCGCUCGAGCGAUCGGCGCGAUCGCCUCUCGCUCAGGAUGGCUACAGAAGCUAUGCAUCGAAAAGAAUAGGCUCUGUGGAAGUUUUGGCGAUUUUAUGAAAUUUUUGCGUGACCUCGGGCUUCUUUUGUUACGUGCAAGGUCCUGUGCUUAAUCUAGCAUUCGAUACACCUUUAGAACUGGAGAGAAACUAUGCCAGCCUUGGGUAGAUAAUAGGCGUGGUGGGAUUAGAGAAACGAUAGGUGUUUCGGCACUUUCCUUUGCGUCCUUUACAUAAGAAUUGCGGUUUCUUCUGUGAGAAAGUGUAGUGUCUUUGAGAACUUACCGAGUUUAAUCUUGCAAACGGUCGAGUUUACACAACAGUAGAUUUUAGGUUAGUGGGAUGAAAUGAUUAUUUGAAGAACUUUGUUAACUAGUAGAAUGUUUAGUAAUUAAUAAGUAAGAUUGUACACACGGUCGUUUAUGGAUUUAGACAUCAAAUUAAAUUAAAUUUAAAUUAAAGUAAUUUAAAUUUAAGUUACCUGUACUGCUUUAAAUAUAAAAAUAAUACUGUACUUAAAAAUGACAAAAUGAUAGAACUAGAAAAUAGUUUAUACUGGAAUAGAAUGAUCAAUAGUAAAGUAUUAACUUUCAUAGCAAAUAUCUAAUACCACUACCAACACUUCGUGUGAAUUUGUAACACUGCGAGAAUUUCAUUGCAUAACACCGAUGUUUCUUAUAAUUCAACUUUUACGAGGUGUAAGCUUCCAUUAGACUCAUCGUGUUUUGCACAUUGCUAAACUCGAUUCUGCUACGCUGUUAAAAAUUGUUUUUUAAAAUUCCUCGUCCGAUCCUACGGAACCAAUCAAGCAGCAACAUCGAGCUGCAAAUAAUUGCCGCUCGAAUCGCCUCUGGCUUCCUUUUCACGCUGUCGAACGUGUUCGCGGGUUAUAGAACGUCACGCGAAUGAUCCUGCCAGUAUCAUAAACUCGUCCAUUUCAAAUUACAUCCAAAUUUCAGAAUUUCGCAUUUACCAUUCGGUUUCAUGCUUGCACAUGUUGCUUUUUUAAAGACAACAAAUUGCGUAAAUUUCUCAUUGUCUAUUUGGAUAUUAUGCAACGAUAAUAUAUAAUAUUUUACUUAAAUUAAACUUAUUAUAAUUUCACUACAGCUUCGCAGAUUCUUAAAAGUAUCGCGUUACCCAUCGCUAAAUUAACAGUUUAAAAUUUAUCUACUACCCCCUUUGAUUUUUACAAUCUUACUUCCAGCCCAGACUAACCAUGAAAUUAUAAUUGUCUUAUAUUCUAUUCGUAAAUUUCUGUACAUUUCUACACGUUCCUAAAUAUCAACAUUUCUGUAUAAAUCACUUAUACCUUUCGUACAAUUUCGUAAAUAGUAUUUCAUGCAAAUUGUAACUUGAGAAUAAAAAAGUUAAGGAGGAGCUAAGUAUCUUGCAACAUUAAAACCCGAUAGAAUCCUCGAUGACGAUGACCAAAGGUAUCCCAAAGGGGACAAGCGAUCGGUCAAUGGCCAUGCCAGUGUCGUAUCGAUGCAUUACGCAAAUCACCCAUGCUUCCCUAGAACGCACGGCGGACAGGCCGGGUAGCCGUCAAUAACACGGUGUACUUGAAUUAUCGAGCUCGGCCGUGGAAUACUCUCGGUUCCACUCUACGAUCCCUUAUUCACCCAGCGAAUCACGUGUAUAUAUAAGGCGAAGUCGCCGAUUCAUAGACAUACCAGUGUGUAUUCCGGUUCACUGGCAAUAACACUAACCAUAGAUCAAUCAGGCGAACGUUUAAUUUCUUAAAGCAACUCGCUCGUCGUACGUUACUCAACUAAUAUUGGUAUUAGAUUCUCUCGUUUGAAUUUGCCGAUUGUACCAAUUCCUGUACAUCUGCGUUACCAUAAAAUGUUAUCCAGAGCACUAGUGUGCGUGUUCCUUCUAACUUGCCAGAGCGACGCUGCUCCAACGGCGAACGAGCGUAUGACGUUGACGAAGAUGAUGGCGGAGGAUCUCGACGGGACGGCCAGUGGCUACGUGUACAAUCAGCAACAGGGUAUUCCGGUUUACUACGUUCAGUACAGCAAUCACGGAAGUGGACGGUACUACCAUGCACCGGACGUCGUGCAGUACGUUGCUACACCUGUUGCACACAGUGUUCCUGAAACGACGCUUUUGCACCCCUAUGUAAGCGCCGAGGAUGUUGUGCGCUCCAACCACCAAGGAACUGUCAAUUACGGUAACGAGCAAUCGCUGGAUCACUCAGUAGCCUCUACCAAGCCUCUGCUACGUGUCCCGUAUUACGUUGAUGGAAAGGUCGUCGAGAACGAGGGGAAUGACAAAGAAGAAACACAGGAGAAGAGCGGCGACGAGGAUCAUAGUAACGAGGAAAGUAUGGAGGAUGAUAGCGACGAGGAAGGAGGAGAGGAAGAGACUGAUCAUUGGGAUGAUAUCGAUGGAGAGAUUCACGAUGGAUAUCACGGUGGAUCGGUGAAAACGUUCGACCAUGGUGAUGGUUACGAUCAUGAGGCAAUCGGUGGAUCUAAGGGUGAUGAAGGUUUUUUGGAGGAAGGAAAGGGAGAGAAACACGCGAAUGAAGAGUAUUCGAAGAAAGUGAUGAAGGGAGAAAAGGGAUAUAAGAAGGAGAAAGAGUUUAGUAAAGCGGAAUCUGGCAGCGACGAUAGUGGACACGAGGAAGGAUACCAUAAGAACGAAGGUAAACACAAAAAGGGACACGUGGUCGAAGAUGAAAAACAUGGUUCCCGCAAGGAGGCAGAGAAAGGCAAAGAAGGAAGUAGUUACGGGCAUUCGUCCUACCAUAAGAAGGGGCAGAAAACUAAUGGUUUCCACAAUGUCUAUCACAAGGACGAAUACAAGAAGGAAACGGACUUUUACGACGAUGAUUAUAAGAAGGGUGAUUUCGAGGAGUACGAGGAAUUCGACAAAGGUUACAAGACCGGCGAGGGUGAUUUUAAGAAAGGCGAACAUCAUUCUUCUGGACGUGAUUAUCAAGAUCAUGGAGAGAAAGGAAGUUACGAUAAGGGACACUAUGACAACCAGAAUGAAGGUCAACAGGUCGAAGAAGGCGAAAAGUCGCAUUAUUCAAACCACGAGGAUUAUAAUGUCGAAGAGGAUUCAAAAUCGGAUAGAAUACACGAGUUCCAUAAAGGAGAUGAUUGAUCGAUAUCGUAUCAUUUACUGUAUCGGUGAUAUUAUAAGCCGUGUUGUUGUUUUGUUUAUAUCGUAAACUACGUUCCAUAAUAAUAAAAAAAAAAUAGAGCAUAACUACUGUGAUUCUUCCUAAUGUUAAUUUUUAUGUCAAAAUUUUUUUGUCUAGAUAUGUCUAAAAAUGUCUAAAAUAUGUGGCACUUAACUACAAAAAUAGAUCAGGAAUAAUUUGAAAUGCGGAAUUUAAAUCGUGUUACUGUUACUUAACUGUUACUUAAUCGAGUGAUGUAAUUGGAAAAUAUAAAUUUAGAAAGUGUUAUUGACCUAAUUUUUUAAGGGCUGCUAGUGUAGCGUAACGUGUCUAAUGCAAAAACUUAAAGUAUUGGGAAACUUACUACAAAUCGAUAGAUUCGAAUCUGUCAAAUAGAACAGAAGUAUUGCUAAACAAAAGUUUUGACAUAACCGCUGAAUCCUAGACUGUUUCACUCUGCUAUCCAAAUAAACGAAGAUUUUUAUAAAUAAACUGAUCGUAUCUCAGUAGAGUUUGUGAUAGAACAAAAUUAAUAAUUAUUUAAGGAUUCUUUUAAAUAGUUAUCAUUAUUUAAAAAAGUAAUUGAUGUUAACUCAAGUAAAUUACAAUUGUAAUAAACAUCACAAAGGAUCCAA